AUGCGCCCCCUCAAACUCCUCCUCUCCCUUACCCCCCUCCUCCCUUACACCCACGCAUCCCCACAAUUCAACCCCUCAACAGUAUCAUGGCACACCACCCCCGCCACAAACUUCACCACCACCCUCCCCAUCGGCAACGGCCGCCUCGGCGCCGCCGUCUGGGGCAGCCCCGCCCUCGAGAACAUCACCCUGAACGAGGACAGCUUCUGGAACGGCUCGUUCGUCGACCGCGUCAACCCCAAGGCAUACGGAGCGUUGGCGCCCGUGCGGCAAAUGCUGGCCGAUGGCGAGAUCACCGCCGCGGGUCAGCGCACGCUGCGCGAUAUGGCGGCCAUACCCGCGUUGCCGCAGUCGUAUAGUGCGCUGGGGGCGUUGCGGUUGGAUUUUAGAUUGGAAGGAGAGGUGGGGAAUUAUACGAGGGCGUUGGAUUUGAGGACCGGCGUUGUAGGGGUCGAGUUUGAGGUUUUGGGGGUGGGGUAUAGGCGCGAGUAUGUGGUUAGUUAUCCGGAUGAUGUUCUUGCGGUGAGGCUUUCAAGUAGUCAGGUUGGGGCGUUGAAUGUGGUUUGUUCGUUGGAACGCGAGGUGUUUGUGGUCGAGAGGAGUGCGAGUUUAGAUGGAGAUGGGGCGGGGAGGUUGGUUUUAAAGGCGAAUUCGCUGGAAGAGGAGAGGGGGCCGAUUCGGGUUGGGUCUGAGGCGAGGAUUGUGGCGUCUGGAGGGCGGAUUGAGGCCAACGGGACCUCGAUUGUCGUGCAGGGCGCUACGACGGUGGAUAUCUUCUUCGAUGCGGAGACAUCCUACCGCUACCCCUCUGCGAGUCAGCGCGAGGCGGUGCUCGAGCAGAAACUGCAGAAUGCGGUCAACCGAGGAUUUGACGCUGUCAAACACAACGCUGUCUCUGACUACGCUGCACUCUCUACGCGAGUGGACUUAGAUCUAGGGUCCUCCGGCGCAAGUGGCAAUCUGCCCACAGAUAUUCGAUUGCUGAACUACCAACAAAAUCCCGACAGCGAUCCGGAACUGGUGACGCUCAUGUUCCACUUCGGCCGACACUGUCUGAUUGCCUCGUCGCGCCGCAGCGCCAACGCCUCAUCGCCCGGCCUCCCCGCCAACCUCCAGGGCCUGUGGAAUCAAGACUACGAUCCUGCGUGGGGCGGCCGCUUCACCCUCGAUAUCAACCUCGAGAUGAACUACUGGCCCGCUCAGGUGACCAACCUAGCCGAGACCUUCACCCCCGUUCUCGACCUGAUGGACAUCAUCCUCCCUCGUGGCCAGGCGGUGGCGCGCAACAUGUACCACUGCGACAACGGGGGGUACGUGCUGCACCACAACACCGACCUCUGGGGGGACGCCGCCCCCGUCGAUAAUGGGACCACCUGGACCAUGUGGCCCCUGGGGGGCGCCUGGCUGUCCGCCAACCUGAUGGACCACUACCGCUUCACCCAGGACACGGCCCUGCUGCGCGACCGCAUCUGGCCUUUACUCCGCAGUGCCGCCCAGUUCUACGAAUGCUACCUCUUCCCCUUCGAGGGCUACCUGAGCACAGGACCCUCGAUCUCCCCCGAAGCAGCCUUCCUCGUGCCCGACAACAUGUCCAUCGCCGGCAGCGCCGAGGGCAUCGACAUCGCCCCGACAAUGGACAACUCCCUGCUAUACGAGCUGUUCCACUCCGUCCUCGAAACCUGCACCAUCCUCCACCUCACCAACGAAGAAUGCACCCGCGCCAACCAGAUCCUCGCCCGCAUUAAACCCCCACAGAUCUCCCCGGCAGGCCGCAUCAUGGAAUGGCGCCUCGAUUACACGGAACAAGACCCCGGCCACCGCCACAUGAGCCCGAUCGUCGGCCUCUACCCGCUCACCCAGCUCACACCCCUCGUGAACACCACCCUCGCGGCGGCCGCCAAGGCCUUCCUGGAUUGGCGGAUUGACAGCGGCAGCGGGAGUACCGGGUGGUCCCGGACGUGGACGAUGAACCUCUACGCCCGGCUGUUCGACGGCGAGGCCGUCUGGAACCAUACCCAGAUUUAUCUGCAGACGUUCGCGAGUCCCAAUCUGUGGAAUACGGACUCUGGGCCCGAUACGGUGUUCCAGAUUGAUGGAAAUUUCGCGUUCACAGCGGGUAUUGCGGAGAUGUUGGUGCAGAGUCAUGCGGGCGUCGUGCAUUUGUUGCCCGCGUUGCCGGGGAAGGUCGCGACGGGGUCGGUGACGGGGUUGGUGGCUAGAGGGGGGUUUUGGGUGGAUGUGGAGUGGGAGAAGGGGGGUUUGAAGGAGGCCAGGAUUGUUUCGAGGAGUGCAGGGCUUUUGAGGGUUAGGGUGCAAGAUGGGAAGGGGUUUAGGGUUAAUGGGGUGGUUUACACGGGGGUGGUGGAGACUGUCGAGGGGGGUGUCUAUGUUGUUACCUCUGUGUAG
Molecule: messenger RNA, 2406 nt
Organism: Aspergillus aculeatus ATCC 16872
Lineage: Eukaryota; Fungi; Ascomycota; Eurotiomycetes; Eurotiales; Aspergillaceae
Product: glycoside hydrolase family 95 protein
Exons: 3
Coding region: 1-2406 (801 amino acids)
Biological process (GO): carbohydrate metabolic process
Molecular function (GO): alpha-L-fucosidase activity
Source: RefSeq, a predicted model, not a curated record